AUGCUUCUGGUAUUUUACAAGACGAAUGACAGGUAUUCUCUGUUUUAUAACCGUUUGAAGAACAUCGAGGAAAAUGAAGGAGGCCUUGAUAGAUUUACAAAAAGUUACAAAACCUUUGGAGUCAACCAAUUUGUGGAUGGUGGAAUAUAUUGCAAAGAGUGGGCACCCGGAGCAGAAGCAGUGUUUCUUGCAGGUGACUUCAAUGGCUGGAAUCCAUUUUCUCAUCCAUAUAAGAAGUUGGAAUAUGGCAAGUGGGAGUUGUUCAUUCCACCUGGGCAAGAUGGUUAUCCUCCUGUGCCUCAUGGAUCAAAGCUAAAGGUGGUGAUUCGUGCUCAAAAUGGUGACCUCCUCUAUCGUAUUUCGCCUUGGGCAAGAUAUGUAGUUCGUGAUGAAGACAAAGUGAAUUACGACUGGGUAUACUGGAAUCCACCACUGUCAUAUAUACAUAAGCAUCCUUCCCCCAAGAGAUUGAAAAGCUUAAGAAUCUAUGAAUCUCAUGUGGGGAUUGCUUCACCAGAAGGGAAAGUAGCUUCCUAUAAAAACUUCACAUACAACGUGCUACCUAGAAUAAAAGAUCUUGGGUAUAACUGUGUGCAGCUGAUGGCUAUUAUGGAACAUGCAUACUAUGCCAGUUUUGGUUAUCAGGUCACAAGCUUCUUUGCGGCAUCAAGCCGUUAUGGAACUCCAGAUGACCUGAAAGAAAUGAUUGAUGUUGCUCACUCGAUGGGCAUCACUGUUCUGCUGGAUGUCGUGCACAGCCAUGCAUCAAAAAACUCUGAAGAUGGUCUCAACAAAUUUGAUGGUACAGAUUAUUGUUUCUUCCAUUCUGGUCAUAAAGGAACUCAUCAGCUAUGGGACAGCAGGCUCUUUGACUAUGCAAA
Messenger RNA from Apaloderma vittatum (bar-tailed trogon), 881 nucleotides. RefSeq names its product 1,4-alpha-glucan-branching enzyme-like. Gene Ontology annotation, biological process: glycogen biosynthetic process. The annotation marks the transcript as partial. The record is from RefSeq and is a predicted model, not a curated record. The transcript has 7 exons. Lineage: Eukaryota; Metazoa; Chordata; Aves; Trogoniformes; Trogonidae. Gene Ontology annotation, molecular function: hydrolase activity, hydrolyzing O-glycosyl compounds; 1,4-alpha-glucan branching enzyme activity. Gene Ontology annotation, cellular component: cytoplasm.